Molecule: messenger RNA, 6539 nt
Organism: Anguilla anguilla (European eel)
Lineage: Eukaryota; Metazoa; Chordata; Actinopteri; Anguilliformes; Anguillidae
Gene: rbm14b
Product: RNA binding motif protein 14b
Exons: 5
Coding region: 200-1762 (520 amino acids)
Cellular component (GO): cytosol
Molecular function (GO): mRNA binding; zinc ion binding
Source: RefSeq, a predicted model, not a curated record
CGAGAUUUUGUGCGCGCGAGUCGUCAGUGUCUUCUGUGCUCGGUUGUCACAAGGCAGGCAUGGUGACCUAGCCAACGGGUUCACUAGAUUAUAUGUCCAGACAGAUAGAUCGUUUUUUGGGCCAUAUGGUUUAAAAUUUGCAAAAUGACGACUCCGUUGUUCUUUUGGAAAUAAAAUUUAAAGGAGAAAAUCGGGCGCAAUGGAUAAGAGCAACACGGUGAAGCUCUUCGUGGGCAACCUGGCCCUGGACACGUCGCAGGAGGAGCUGACGUCCAUCUUCGAGCCGUACGGCGCGGUGGUGAGCUGCAGCGUGCUGCGGCAGUUCGCCUUCGUCCACCUGCAGGGCGAGGGGGCGGCGGCCCGCGCCAUCAAGGAGCUCAACGGGCGCGAGUUUCGCGGCCGAAACCUGGUGGUGGAGGAGUCGCGCGGGCGACCGCUCCACUCCACCAAGGUGUUCGUGGGCAACCUGAGCGGCAUGUGCACCACCGAGGACCUGCAGGAGCUCUUCCAGACCUUCGGCAAGGUGCUGGAGUGCGACAAGGUCAAAGCCAGGCUCUCCUCCUCCGCAGGGUACGCCUUCGUGCACAUGGAGAACAAGGAGGACGCCCUGCAGGCCAUCGAGGCCCUCCACGGGACCUCCUUCAAGGGGCGCCCGCUCUCCGUGGAGCUCUCCAAGGUGCAGCCCAACAAGCAGGCGUCCAGCGGCAAGAUCCCCUGCGUCAGCUGCGGCAAGCAGGGCCACUACGCGGGAGAGUGCCCCGUGGGCAAGCCCACGCUGGAGCAGUACCAGAGCCAGGCGGCCGUGCUGGCCGCCGCCGCCGCCGCCGCCGCAGGACUCCCGCUGCAGGUGCAGCAGAGCGUCCACAACUCCGUCUACAACACCUCCACCUUCGACCCCACCUACGCGGCGCUGACGGGCCUGACCUCGGGCAGCCGGACGGACGGCACGCCGGUGAGCCCCGCCGUGUACGGCGCGCUGGCCAGCCAGGUGUACGGCACGGUGGCCAGCCAGCUGUACGGCUCCUCGGCCAAUCAGGCGCUGACCAUGGGCGCCGCGCAGAUGUACAGCACCAUGAGUGGCAACGGCGGGCCCGCCGCGGUGGCCCACGCCUACGGCGGGCAGGUGUACGCGCCGGGCAUGGGCAACCCCGUGUACCUGACGGCGCACGGCGACGCGGCGGCGGUGGACCCGGGCUACGGCGUGGCCCCGGCGGCGCUGUACGGGUCCAGCGCCGACCCCUCGGGACAGGCCAUUUUCGAGGCGGCGCGGGCGCACUACUUCGCCCAGGGCCAGCAGGUCCUGGCCGAGCAGCAGGCGGGCGCCAAGGGCGGCGACCGGGACCGCAGCCCCGUCCGGCGCUCCGCCCCCCUCCUGCCCGACCCCGUGCCCAAGCCCUUCCUCUGCCAGCGGCCCAAACGCAGGGCGCUGCUCCCCACGCCCACCGCCCACCUGGAGGAGGCCGCCGCCGCAGCCGAGGAGGACGCCAUGGCGAGAUACUACGCGGAGUACUACCAGCAGUACCAGCAGUACCAGCAGUAUCAGCAGUACCCUCAGUACCAGUUUGCCUACCCGCCCCCCGGCGUGGUGCCCACCAUGCCCGCGCAGCCCUCCGCCCAGCUGGACGCCACCCAGGCGGUCACGCCCACCACCGUGGCCUCACCCAGAGUGUAUGAACCGCCGCCUCCGCCGCCGCGCAAGGACCCACUCCUCCGCCACCCCGACAUGCCCCACCUCCACACGCCAGAGCCCCCCUACCGAUAACCGCCUCCCAUACCCCCUCCCCCCCGCCUCCACUGCGCAGGGGGUGUGUGUGCCCGCGUGUCCGCCCAUCUCUGGGAGUGUGCGUGUGUGCGUGUGUGUGCAUGCGCGUGUCUGUAUCUAUGUGUGUCUGUCUGUCUGUCUGUCUGUGUGUGUGUGGAAGGUGUCUUUGUGUUGGAAGGACUCUAGCCCCCCAACCUUGGUCCUCGUUCAGUUUUCUCAGUGCACUCCGACCAUGGAGGCAGUGGACACGGUCUCACACCCAAAAGCACACACAGUAGCUGUACUGCUCAGUCUGUGGUGAAGCUUAGUAUAGAGAGGACUCUCAGUACCCCUCUGUACUCACUCUGUCAUCCUCCUGUAUCUUGAGUACCAGUUGUUGGUACAGCCAGAUUUUCUUACAUUUUUGAGACUUUUAGACACUCUGAUAUUUGGACUGACUCCUCGCAAAACCGCACGAGUAGCACCCGGGAGGAAAUCGGGGAGUAAUGGCUUGCCUUUGUGUGGGCAGCCAUUAUGGAUCUGUUUCCAUAGAUAACAUGGUAGCCUGGGGGGGGUGGGGGUGGGUGGGAUCGUACAGCUAUGCAGCGAUGUGUAUCACGCAGGACCAGGGUUGGACGACUGUUUUUUUUCCCAGGAGUGUGGCGAGCGGAUUUUGUGUGGGCCAUGCGCCGUGUCUACUUUCUCGAUCUCCACACGCGACAGGGCGAACACACGGGAAAUGCCAGCGGGACUUAUUUCGUUACCGUGGAAACGGGGGUGGGGGUGGGGGAGGGGAGGGGAGGGGGGGCUUGUGUAACAUGCCACCCACUGGCAGAUGCAACACACAGCAGCGUAUGAAACAUAACUACGCCCCGCCCCUCCCCGUUUUUCAGCAUUGCGUCCCGCUUACCCUCAUUUUGCUCCUCGUCCCCCACUUCUGGCAUCUACCUCUGUGAUGCAGCAGGGGGCAGCCAAUAGGAAUUAGGACUUGGCUUUCCAUUUCAGCCAAUCAGCAUUUUGGAUUUAAUUGCUACACAUAACCAGGUUGUGCAUGCCGGUAGCAGGCCUGUCUGAAUACUCAUUGAAGUCGAUGGAGAUUGAGUUUCAUGUGUUUUUUUUAAAUAUAUAUAUAUAAACAUUGGCCCCUUUUGCUUCUUUAUGCCGAUGAAUGCUUUCCCUAUUUUUUUGCAAGUGAAAUGUUGUGUUUAUGUUGUGUAUGAAAUAUAAGAAGAAGAGACUCAUUAAAACAACCACCUGGUCACUCGAACUUUAGUCGCUCCAAUAUGGGUGCUUUAGCUCCGUUUUAAGGUUGGAACACAUCUGCAGUUAUACCCUCCCAACAUGUACAGCAAGGCUUUGAACUGAUCAGAUGCCAUUUGUGACUGGGAUUUCCACUGACCACACACACACACACACACACACACACAAUUUCAGCAAUGUAAAGUUCUUUUCUUUUAAUGAACAAAAUUUGACACGGUAGCAUUGUUGCUUGGAGGUGGUUAAGUUAGUUGUGCGUAGGGCGUUUUUUUUGGGGGUUUUUUUAUCGUGCGAUUCACGUUAAGCAGCAUGUGAACCUCUCAUAGCUGAUGCAUUCACCCUAUGGUUUCUGAACCUGGACAAAGCAUGCAUUUGCAAAGUUUGUCUGCUUGGGUUCAUACACAUUGAUUUAGACGGCUGGUUGGGAUAUUCGUCUGACAAGUUCACGCUCUUUGGCCAAAAGUUAUAUAUAUAUAUAUUAUUUUUUUUCCCCCUUUAAUACAACCGUUAAUCACUGUACAAUAAAAGCGAUUUUGCAAAACCUUUCAACUCCCAAGAAUGCUUGAAUUGAUGCGCUUGAAUUGAUGUGAUCACUCUUAAGGUUUCUUUGUGGAGGAAUUUUGAAUGCCUUUCAUUUAUGGGGAUAUACUCCAAAGACACCUGUUUUUAAACUUAAACUUGGAUCAGUUGUGUUUCUUUCACCUGUUAUUUUCAUUUUCAAACAUUCAGAACUCACAUUGCUGUACAAGAAUAAGCUGACCGUUAACACACACAAUCUGAUAUUAUUACCCCUUGCAAAUUUGUAAUAUUCCACCCUCAGCAAGUAAUAUAAUUAAUGGACGCUAUAACCCCCAUCCCAACUUUGAAUCCCCGUAUUCUUGAUCUGAUGAACAGCAAAACUGAAAAUUGAGAUUUUGUGUUGUGGUCUUAUCCCCCCCCCCCCCCCCCCCAGGGAAUCGCCGUGCCCCGUGCCACUUGUACAGCUUUGGGAGGCUAAAGCUCACACUGACCUACCUUAGCCAACAUCAGAGCCCAAGAACGAAUCGAAGCGUAGUUUUUAAUUUUUUGUGUGAUUUUCUCUGGAUGUCCCGGCGGCGGCGUCGUCGAGGGCCCUGAGAGCGAAUGCGUCCCGUGGGGGGUGGGGGGGGAGAGGGACGCAUUUUUGUUUUCUCAGGCCUCUCUCUUGCGUCUCCACCGGUGCAUUCUGUCGAGUCUCCGCCUCCACCUUGUUCAUUUUUCUUUCUCUUUCUUUCUCUCUUGGGGGUUGCCCUUCCUCUAACUUCUGCCGGUCGAUUAAGAUGGUGAAAACGGUGAGGACAGAAAAAAACCCACGAAACGUACGAACACACACACCAACGCACACACACACGCACACGCACACACAAUCUCACUCUCACGGCGCCUUUCAGUUGCAUUCAAUGUCUUGUUCUUGUCCUGUUAUCGGCGCAUAUUUUUUUGAUUUCACCUUAUCUUUUAAUGUACUUGAAAUAAAUAAAGAAUGUUCUGAUCAGUAUUUUUCGUAGGCUUUGGAAGUUUUCCAGCUUAUUUCAUUCAACCCUUCUUUGUUUUCCCUACCCCUGUGAAAAGUUGUAGUUUCUUGAUCUGGGGGUGAAUUUUGGGGUCUGUACCCGUGGGGGUUUUGAUGGGUGAUAUCAGGUGGGGACACCAGCCCAGAAGUGUGUCCAAAUAUGCAGGGAUUUCUGUUGAGCUCUGGUAGUUUCAUCUCCCUGUCUCUCUCGGCUAGUGCACUAACUUUGGGGGGGGGGGGGGGGGCGCAAAAUACCCAUCCGUGCAUUUACUCACAGAACGCUGUGGAGUGACUCACCUUGCCAUACAGGUUAACAGGAGCAUACCUGUAGCCACUCAUGUGGAGGGGAGGGGGGAGGUUAUUCUCCCAGGAGUUUAGUCCUGUCCUGGUUUUGAUGGCUAGUUUGACGGGGGCUUGUUGCUUACACGUAGAACAGCCGGGGGGGGAGGGCGUAACGUAGGCCCCCACCCCGUUGUGUCUGUGACGCCUAUGCUGUAGUAGUGCAUGCUCCUGUGCUCUCUUCCCCUUUCACUAACUAUUCCAACUGAAAUAGGUGCCCGGCCACCGGACGGCAUGUGCGUGCGAUGUGGGGGGAAGACUAUUAGCGUCGCACAGUACCCUGGAAGCACUCCCCACCAAGCUAUGUGGCGCAUUGCUGUAGGGAGGCUGAGAUGAAACUGGGGGGUCCCCUCUUUCUGUGUCGGGGCCUCCGCUUCACCACCCCACCCCCCCCUCGCCAUUGGAGCAGGGAAGGAAGGUGAGUAAAACAAUGCAUGGGUCACCAGUCCAUUCCCUUCCGCUCUGAGAGAGACAUGAUGCACACACACACACACACACACACACACGCGCGCGCACACACACACACACACAUGCACACACACGCGCACACACACGGGACUCCACCAGCGGCAGGGUUUGCUGUCGAAAGUUUGCACCGGAGUGUUCAUCCCGGGUGAGAUUCCCAUUUGAGCUCAUCCUCAGCUUCAACUUGAGCAUGUCAGUAGGGGGGGGGGGGUCUCCCACAAACCCAAGUGGAUGGCGUUGGGGCGCAAGUGUCGGUUGGCCUGGUCGAGAGCGAGAGGGGGGUUCUUGUCCCGUUAACACCGUGUGACGUAUUUUAAACGUCUAACCGACACACUUGUCCGGAACAGGUUACCCAGCAUGCAUUCUGUUCUUACAUGGAGUCCGUUUAUAUAGCUGGACGUUUGACCGAAGCGUCUCUGCUUAAGCUCUUUGCUGAAGGGCACAGUCGGCAUACGGCGUCGGGGCUGCGGGUUUGAUUCCUUAACCGUUACACCACGCUACCAUGCUGGAAAAACCAAGCAAAGACAUUACAUUGCAUUAAUUUAGCAGACACUCUUAUUCAGACCAGUUUUAAAAAAAAAAAAAUAUAUAUAUAUAUAUAUAUAUAUAUAUAUAUAUAUAUAUAUAAAGAAACAACACGUACAGUAGGCGGUUCAUUGGACUUAUUCGAGAAGCUUGCGAUGAACUUCAGCCAUUUGGUUCACAAGUGGCAUUUCAAGAAAUGUACUGCGAAUUGUGUGGUUUAAGCAUUGCAUAUAUAAGGAGUUCAAGGCACGUCGAAUUGAUGUGGUUGUAUUUUGGGGCUUUGUGCAUUUGUUUUUUUAAUUAUUUUUUUUAUGCUGCCGUAGCGAUAAGGGGGGAGGGGAAGUCUUGCUGGAAGUAGUACUUCCUUUCCGACUAAACAUGCAGCGCUACUCAAGGUUAUAGAGGUGUAAUAUUUCCCUUUCCGUGAGCCAGCGUGUGCAUUUGGGCUGUGGCUUGGGGCUGGGUGGGUGGGCGUGGUUUGUAGUUCUUGGUGUGGAUAAGGUUUUUUGUUUGUUUUUUUUUUUUAUUUUUUAUUUUUAUUUUUUAUAAACGGGACAAUAGUACCUCAGUUUCCAGCAAAUUGGACUAUCCUUUUACUUUUGUCAUGUUCAUGUUGUAUUCAUAAACCCUUUGUAUGGCAUGUCUGGUAAAACCAAAUAAAUGAUUUCUUUUUAAAAAAUAAAA